AUGGAUCGUGCUGUUGAUAGGAUUUCCAAUCUACCUGACGAUGUCAUAAAUAAAAUUGUUUCAUGCAUGCCUUUGGAUGAUGCUGUGAGGACGAGCACACUAUCGUCCCGAUGGAGAUAUAAAUGGACAAUCAUUCCGGUCCUUGUUUUCCCCGAAGAAUCCUGGGAUGCGAAAAAGGUGGAAGCCAUGUUCGAUCAAACUUUUUCGCUUCAUGAUGGGGCCAUAACCAAGUUUUCACUCCAACGUUGUUGUAUUAAAAGCAAUUCUUCUGUCAGUCGUUGGUUAUCUUACUUGUCUGGCCAUGGCAUUAAUAGUCUUGAGCUUUCGGUUCACUGCAAAACUCAAAAUCUGGUGCCUGUUUCUCUGAAGGGUUUUGAUCACCUUCAACAUUUGUACCUAGGAUUUGCUUGUCCAUUCAAAAUUCCUCAUUUGUCAAAAGAAUUUAACAAACUUGUUAAGCUGGAACUUUUCUACUCCCAUAUUAAAAUUGGUGAGUUGGAAGUGUUGCUUUCCAAAUGUUUAAUGAUUGAAUAUUUGGAUUUGGAGUUUAAGAUCCGCGGCCGAUGUGAGAUUAAAGAACUUUUUAUCAAGCUCAAUCAUCUUACUUUUAUAGAGCUUCGCAGUUGCAACUUUGUAGACUUUGGGAAUGUUGAAGUUUUUCUAAGCUUGAUCAAAAGCUCCCCCAAUUUGCAAAGUCUAAAACUUCAUGGUGAUGGUGCAUUCAGGGAUGAUAAUAGUAUCAUGGAAUAUCUGAAGGCGCAACACUCCUCUAAUGUUUGUCUCAGUCGCCUUGAAUAUGUGAAGCUUCGGUGUAUGAUGGGUUUUCCAGCGGAGUUGGAGUUUGUGAAAAUCCUUUUACGGAUUUAUAGGAAUACGAAUUUGUGGAAACUGGGUAUGAGGAAUCCAAGGAAGGUGAAAAUCGAAAUAGAGAACAUCGGAAGCGUGAUCAUGGAGUUCUUCUUCAUUCAACAGAUAACAGGUGCUUCAAUAUUCAAACGGCUACAACUAUUGAGGAAUAAGAACAUGAUGAGAAUUCUUCCUACCAUUGACCUCUAG
This is a messenger RNA of Andrographis paniculata, 1056 nucleotides long. Its product is annotated as F-box/FBD/LRR-repeat protein At1g13570-like. The record is from RefSeq and is a predicted model, not a curated record. Bases 1 to 1056 code for a protein of 351 amino acids. Lineage: Eukaryota; Viridiplantae; Streptophyta; Magnoliopsida; Lamiales; Acanthaceae. Gene Ontology annotation, molecular function: protein binding. The transcript is spliced from 4 exons.